AUGCAUCCUCGCGGGUGGGGCCCUCUGGCCACUUGCCCGGCCGUGACUCAGCUUUGGCAGGCUGGCGCACAGGCCUGGGGCCCCGGGCUGUGCGGGACCGAAACAAAGCCGCGCUCGAACGCGCCCUCCCCGGGCCGCGCCGCACCUGCAGCGCCGCUUGGGCUCCCUCCCCUCCCGGGGGCGGCGCUGGCUGUUGCCAGGCAGGCCGGGCCCGCGGCGGCUGCAGUUGGCUCCCGGCCUCCCGCCGCCCGUCGCCUCCGCGCCGCCUCCGCCCGUGAUGAAGAAGACAUGGGCUUUGGAGCAGAUGGACAUGGAUCUGCGUUCAGUGAUCAGCUCCUCAAGCAGACCUUCCCUGGGUGCAACAGCAGAAGGAGCACAUGGCCAUCCUGCUCCAACAUGUGACUUUUUCGGGGGAGUACCAGGAAUUGAACCUGGGGCGCUCAGCCCCUGAGCUACAUUGCCAGCCCUUUGCAUUUUUUAUUUUGAGACCGGGUCUCGCUAAGUUGCUUAGGGCCUCCCCUGCUAACUUGCUGAGGCUGUCUUUGAACUUGCAAUCCUCUUGCCUCAGCCUCCAGAGUCACUGGGAUCAUAGGUGUGCACCACCACAGCGUGCUAUGUGACUGUUUUUCAGAGUGUGGGUCAGCCCCUGAAAUUACCUUCUUUGUUCAUUUAGGUUGUCUUGCUCACCUUCAUGAGGAUGGGUCAAGGCAGGGGCCUCAUGUUCCUUAUUCAAUGCUGUGUCCCACACCUAGAACAGUGCUUGGCAUAGACCUGGUGCUCAGUAGACCACUGUGAGCGGACUGAACAACACUUGAGAUUGCUAAGAGAAUGAAACACAGAUUAAAGCAUAUGUUAAAACAACCACUUUGGAAAAUUGGCAGUUUCUAAUAAAUCUAAGCAUAUGGUGACAAGGAACAGCAGUUCUCCUGAAUAUACACAGGAGAGGAAUGAUGCAUAUAUCCAGAAGACUCCUAGCCUAAGAAUGUAUGCAGCCUCAUUCACAACAGCUUGAACCUGGAAAUGACCCAAAUGGCCAUCAAUG
Molecule: messenger RNA, 1042 nt
Organism: Sciurus carolinensis (gray squirrel)
Lineage: Eukaryota; Metazoa; Chordata; Mammalia; Rodentia; Sciuridae
Product: translation initiation factor IF-2-like
Exons: 3
Coding region: 1-402 (133 amino acids)
Source: RefSeq, a predicted model, not a curated record